Molecule: messenger RNA, 2195 nt
Organism: Aspergillus steynii IBT 23096
Lineage: Eukaryota; Fungi; Ascomycota; Eurotiomycetes; Eurotiales; Aspergillaceae
Product: bifunctional aminopeptidase/epoxide hydrolase
Exons: 10
Coding region: 149-1993 (614 amino acids)
Biological process (GO): proteolysis
Cellular component (GO): cytosol
Molecular function (GO): epoxide hydrolase activity; metallopeptidase activity; aminopeptidase activity
Source: RefSeq, a predicted model, not a curated record
GUCAAGUGAAGACAACUCCGUAAGGGCUAAAAAAGACGACUGGGAUUUGUCUUCUGCUAUAUCUCCCUGAUUCCAAGCGUGGUGAUCUCUCCCACCACCCGACCACCCCACCCCGCACCUCAGUUCUUACCCCCAACCCCUCCUCAAGAUGGCAACCGCUAGCAACCCACGCAGGGAUCCCAAUACAUUGAGUAAUUACGAUAGCUGGGUGUCGACCCAUGUCGUUGCAAAUUUCGCGAUCCUCUUCGAUGAGAAGAAGCUUGCCGGAAACGUUGUCCAUAAGCUCAAAUCAACAACCGAUUCCGAAUCUACCGAGAUCGUCCUGGACACCAACAAUGUGAAGAUCGGGAGCGUGCAAAUCGAUGGCAAGUCCUCGUCGAACUGGGAGCUUCUGCCUCCGCUGGAACCUUACGGCGCUGCAUUGAAGAUAGUUCUUGAUCAUGGUGUAGGCCGCAACGAGAUAGUCACAGUCGAUAUUGCCGUCGAGACAACUGACCGAUGCACUGCGCUUCAAUGGCUAACCCCAGCCCAAACAUCGAACAAAAAACAUCCCUAUAUGUUUUCUCAAUGUCAGGCGAUCCACGCACGGUCCAUUUUCCCGUGCCAAGAUACUCCUGAUGUUAAGUGUACUUUUGAUUUCAAUAUCAAAUCUCCACUGCCCGUGAUUGCUAGUGGCUUACCUAUUGACAAGGAAGAGCCGCAGUCUAGUGACAAAACAUAUCAUUUCCAACAGAGAGUGCCGAUCCCUUCUUAUCUGUUCGCUCUUGCUAGUGGUGAUAUUUCAGAAGCUACCAUUGGACCACGGAGCGCUGUUGCAACAAGCCCUGACAAACUCCAGGAAUGCCAAUGGGAACUUGAAGCAGAUACAGAAAAAUUCAUCCAUGCGAUCGAGGCGAUUGUCUACCCCUACGCUUGGGGUAGAUAUAAUGUCCUGAUCCUACCGCCGAGCUUUCCGUACGGGGGCAUGGAGAAUCCGAUCUUUACGUUCGCCACUCCUAGUAUCAUUUCCAAGGAUAGGGAAAAUAUUGAUGUCAUUGCGCACGAGCUUGCGCAUAGCUGGAGCGGUAACUUGGUUACGAAUGCCUCUUGGGAACACUUCUGGUUAAACGAGGGCUGGACAACCUAUCUUGAGAGACGGGUAUUAGCUGCAGUCCAUGGUGAACCAUAUAGACAUUUCUCAGCCAUCAUAGGCUGGAAGUCGCUUGCUGAUUCCGUGGAACAUUUUGGACAUGAUCACGAGUUUACUAAACUCAUUACCGACCUUAAAGGCAAGGACCCCGAUGAUGCAUUCUCAAGCAUUCCCUACGAGAAGGGAUUUAAUUUCUUGUUUCAUUUGGAAACGUUAUUGGGGAAACAUAAAUUUGACCAGUUUAUCCCUCACUACUUCAUGGCAUUCAAAGAAAAGUCCCUUGAUUCGCACGAAUUCAAAACGACAAUCCUGAACUUUUUCCAGUCUGAUGUGGAAGCCUAUAAGUUGCUCAAUGAUCUCGACUGGGACACCUGGUUUUACGCGCCUGGAAUGCCACCCAAGCCCCACUUUGAUACCUCUCUUGUAGAUGUUGUUUACGAGCUGUCAAAGAACUGGAAGUCGCUUCCUGAAUCAUCCUUCAAGCCCCGCCCGAGUGAUAUCGAAAAUUUGACCGCAAACCAAGUGGUCGUGUUCUUGGAACAGAUUCUGCUCGGAAAUCCACUCACACCUGACCUGUCUAGGCUCAUGGGUCAGAUAUAUGGAUUUGCUUCAAGUGAAAAUAUAGAGGUCUCAAAUCUUUAUUUUCAAGUGGGCCUGAAGGCCGGUGACGAAAGCGUGGUUGAGCCAACCACAGAACUACUAGGCAGGAUUGGGAGAAUGAAAUUCGUUCGACCGCUUUACCGAAACCUGCAGCGAUUCAGCCGUGCUCUUGCAGUUGACACCUUCGAGAAACAUAAAGACUUCUACCAUCCUAUUUGUCGAGCCAUGGUUGAGAAAGACCUGCUCGGCAAAGGAGGAUUGUAGAUUGGGGGAAGUGGCCUCAUCGGGCGUCAUAUCUUAGAUGUUCGAAUAGAGAGCAUGCCCGAUUAUGGACCUUUUUUUUCUUUCUCGAAAUGGAACGUGGCUUUGAGGGAUUGGGGAGAGGAUAACCUGAAUGUUCAAUAAUGAACUGAUGCUACUGCGAAUCUCUUCAGUUCCUAGGCAAUAAAACACUGGUGUUUCGCUC